CGGGGGAUAAAGAGAAUGGAUCUGUCCGUACAUGCGGGUGAUUCUUACAGAAAGGCGUUCCAUCGGACAGGUUUUACUGUAUAACAUUAUUAAUAUUUUAAGUUGGUUAAUGGCAUAUAAACAUACUUAUAGCACAGUUGCUAAGAAUAUUUAGAAUAUGUAUCCUCCGGUUCCAUUCCAAAGUUUCAAAAAUAUACUCUAGUGACUAUUUUAGUCUGUUUAGAUCUGGUUUCAAAAAUAAACCUACUACAAAUAAAUACAGUUUUGACAAAAGAAACCUCUUUAUGCGUGUGCCUAAGACUAAUUUGAACUAUGUGAAUACCAUACCCCGUCUAUUCAUUGAUUUAAUGCUGUUGAACAUGUCAUUGUGACACUAUUUUGAAUUUAACGUCUCAAAGCAAGCACAUUCAAAAACUGUACGACUUCCAAUAGUCAAGAUGAUAAUCGUAGCAUUUGCAAUGGCGUGCGUUGUUUAUGCUGACAAUAUAGCAGUUAAGCCAUCUGAUGUGAUCACAAACAUUGGGAAUGAUAUAACAUUGCCAUGCCAACUGGCAGAAGGAGUAACAAAUGAAUACGUUUCAUGGUAUGAGUUCAACACAAAGGAGAAUGGAUUCCAAAUAUUUAAGUCAUAUCAGCCAGAUAUAGUUCAGAACUCGGAGAAGUUUGUGGUUGAUACCACUGAAGCGAAAUAUAACUUAAAUGUGAUCAAUAUAUCUUUUGAGGAUGCUGGGAAAUACACCUGUCAAACAUUUCAAGAACAACAAAGAUACCCUGCCUAUGUCACUGUUUAUGAAACGCCUUCUUGUGACAAUACCAGAACCAGUAGGGAAAGUAUAACAUUGAUGUGUAAAAUCAGAUACGCUGGUGUUGCAAAACCAACAUUACAAUGGUUCCGUAAUGGCAAAGAGACUUACACAAAUGUGUCCGUAGCAUAUAAUACAAGUAGUAAAGAUGCUCAUAUUGCAACUACAAAUGUAACUUUUGAUGUGUCCUAUGAAGACAUUGGUGCAAACUUUAUGUGCCGGGUGAGCAGUACGGACCACCCUGAAUAUGUUGGGGAUUCAUGUACAAGUACGCCGAAUUGGAAUGACAAUGAAAUAAAGGCUACAUAUAGAGUCUCUGCUACAGAACCUUCCAUUAGAGAUCGAAAUAUUUUCCUCAUUUCUAUGCUUGCUUCUCUCAAUGUCAUGGUCGUGGGCUGUGGACUAGCAGACCAUUAACGCCAGAAAGCAACCUUUUCAAGAAAAAUAUUAUUGGCCUGAUUCUCCCAAAAAAUGUGGCUUAAAUUGUGCAGAAGACAAACAGUUGUUAUUACAAAACGUGAUUACUGAAACCCUUAGCAACGAAGUUUUUCACUACACAGAGAUUGGCUCGUCUCCCCAUGUCACGAAUACCUCUUCGAAUCAUCGGUGGGUUCUUGAAGAGAGCAGCAACCUCAUUUCGUGAUUCUCUGUUAACUGUUCAAAUGUCUAAAACAUGGUCCAGAGCAGAUUUUGGCCCGUUGUGCAAAAGGAAUGAUUAUUCAGUGGUCUGUGGUCAUAUAUGAAUAAAUGACAUACCAUUGGAAAGAAAAAACAUGUGGAUUCAUGAUAAAAUAACUGAAAUUGAUGUUAUCAUCACUGGUUUAAUUAUUGGGACUCAGUGUAUAUAUACAAGCACAUCUGUGAUAUUGAAGUUAUGGUUACAAAAAAUGUAUGAUUAAUGUAUGUUAGAUUUAAAAAGCUGGCUUAUGAAAACACUUAUAUUCUAGAUGUACUAGUAUUAAGCUUGCGUUUUUGUAGUUUAGUCUAGUUGGUAUUUAGUUUUGUAUUGUACUAGUAUAUAAAUAUUAUUACUUUACUGUUGUACCAUAUUGUUAACUUGUGCCAUCAGAAAGCCAACUAAAGUCACAAACAAUUAUAAGUACAUUUGUAACUGGCAGAAAUCCUGAGACAACGGACUUACAAUAAGAUA
Molecule: messenger RNA, 1953 nt
Organism: Owenia fusiformis
Lineage: Eukaryota; Metazoa; Annelida; Polychaeta; Sabellida; Oweniidae
Source: the annotation of a GenBank genome assembly